Messenger RNA from Crotalus tigris (Tiger rattlesnake), 2436 nucleotides. RefSeq names its product kelch domain containing 4 (gene KLHDC4). NCBI's taxonomy places the organism in Eukaryota, Metazoa, Chordata, Lepidosauria, Squamata, Viperidae. The record is from RefSeq and is a predicted model, not a curated record. Bases 88 to 1842 code for a protein of 584 amino acids. Gene Ontology annotation, molecular function: protein binding. The transcript is spliced from 12 exons.
CUGGUCCUUUUCGCUGGCAGGAAACGUCCCGGGAAGAGGCGAGGCCCGCGGGAGCGACCCUGCCGCUUGCAAAGGCAGCUCGCAGGGAUGGGCAAGAAGAGCAAGAAGGAGCGGAAGGCCAAGGGGGCCGAGAAGACGGCCGCCAAGAUGGAGAAGAAAGUCUCCAAGCAGACCAAGAAAGAGGAGGAGGAUCUGGAGGCGCUGAUUGCCCAGUUCCAGUCUCUGGAUGCCGCCAAGACGCAGGUGCUGGAGACCCCCUGCGCCCCUCCCUCCCCAAGACUCAACGCCUCUCUCUCCGCUCACCCCGAGAAAGACGAGCUCAUCCUGUUUGGAGGUGAAUAUUUCAAUGGCCAAAAAAACAUCCUCUACAACGAGCUCUUCGUUUACAACAUCCGGAAGAACAGCUGGGCUAAAAUUGAUAUUCCAAGUCCUCCGCCUCGGCGCUGUGCUCACCAGGCGGUGGUGGUCGCUCAGAGUGGCGGACAACUUUGGCUGUUUGGUGGGGAAUUUGCUUCUCCGGAUGGGGAGCAGUUCUACCACUACAAAGACCUCUGGGUCUUGCAUUUGGCCAGCAGGACCUGGGAGCAAGUCAAAGCUUCAGGAGGACCCUCCGGGCGGAGUGGACACCGGAUGGCCGUCAACAAGAGGCAACUCAUCAUCUUUGGAGGCUUUCAUGAAAGUAGCCAAGACUACAUCUAUUACAACGAUGUCCAUGCUUUCAACCUGGACACCUUUGCUUGGUCCAAGCUGGCUCCUUCUGGGAUGGCCCCAGCCCCAAGGUCAGGUUGCCAUCUGGUUUCAACACCUGAGGGCCACCUCAUGGUCUAUGGAGGCUACUCCAAGCAGCGAAUUAAGAAGGACGUCGACAAAGGGACCCUCCAUACGGAUAUGUUUCUCUUGAGUGCUGAAGGCUUGGAAAAAUGGGCUUGGAGCAGGGUGAGCCCUUCUGGAGUGAAGCCAACACCCAGAUCCGGCUUCUCAGUGGCCUUGGCGCCUGGCAACCGCUCUCUUCUCUUUGGGGGCGUCCACGAUGAGGAAAAGGAAGAAUCUCUGGAAGGCGACUUCUUCAAUGACAUCUAUUUCUGUGAUCUGGCAAAGAAUCGGUGGUUUCUUGGACAGUUAAAGGGGUCAAAGUCCGAGAGAAAGAGAAGACGACGCGGAGCAGCGAAAGGGGAGGCCCAUCAGGCUGCUGGUGGAGGGGAUGAGGUGGAAGGGCAACCUCCCCCGGGCCCUGUGGAGAUGGUCAAGGAGGUGGUGGCAGAGGAUGGGACUGUGAUGAUUGUCAAGCAGCUCAUCUCAGCUCCUCAGGGGAAGUCCACAGAGUCCCCAGAGUCUGAAGAAGACGACGAUGACAGGGGAAACGAAGCCUCCAGCCCUCCAGUGGAGCCCUGCCCGCGUUCAAAUGCCAUGCUGGCAGUGAAGCAUGGGGUGCUCUACCUCUACGGGGGGAUGUUUGAGGUGGGGGACCGCCAGUUCACUCUCAACGACCUCUACGCCCUUGACCUCCACAAAAUGGAAGAGUGGAAGGUGCUUGUGGAGAUGGACCCAAAAACUCAGGAAUGGCUUGAAGAAUCUGAGUCCGAUGAAGAUGUGGAAGGUGCUGUGGGAGGAGAGGAGGAGGAGGAAGAAGAAGAGGACUCUGAGGAGGAGGAGAGCGGAGAGGAUGACAAGGAAGAACAUCCAGCUGUGCAACAGGAUGAAACAUUUGCAGACUACCUUUCCAAGACAGAGCAGUACUGGGUGAAUCUGGCUCGCCAGAACUUGGGCCCUGAUGCCAAAGAGAAGAAGACGGUGAAGGUGGGACAGGCUAUGGCGAAGGCAUUCUACGAAGGUGCUACCUAGGCAAAGCUUACCAGUGAUGGGCCAAAUGGGUGUGCUUGGCCAAUCCCGUCUUCCACAAGGCAGGAUCUGACUUGACAGUUGAUUGCUUAGAAGGCCCGUGGUGAAUAAGUUACUUCUGUCAAGGAUUUGAGAGCAAAGUAACUGACAUAUGCUGAGAAAAUCUGACUUUGUUUUUGACUGAUGUAAGUCAAGCCAAUGCUUUGAGGGAGAAGCUUUCUAUGGGGUUCAAUCCUUUACAGGCAGACAAGUUUUUACAAGAUUCGGGAUCUUCAGGAAAAUCCAUCGCACAAUGUUCUUGUGUUGUGAAGCUAGCUCUGUCAGAGAGUCCCAGUUAUUACUGCUUCUCGUGGACACUUCUGAGUUGUGGUGUGAGGAUGCUGAAUGGCUGGAGGAGUUUCCGAUGGCCCUGUGCAUGUACGGUUAUGCUGGAAGAGAAAGAGGGAUGAACGCAGAAAACGGAAAGCCUUUCGGGAGUGAGCGGCUGGAAUAACACCUUGAACGUUUAACAGAAGCCACAUCUCACACAGAUGCAGUCAGGAGGCUGGAAUUUGCCAUUUUAAGAGAGUUUACCAAUAAAAAUGCUUUUGCUGGUGA